Messenger RNA from Effrenium voratum, 3101 nucleotides. NCBI's taxonomy places the organism in Eukaryota, Dinophyceae, Suessiales, Symbiodiniaceae. The record is from the annotation of a GenBank genome assembly.
UCGGACUUGGAGUGCCUAUGUCGCCAUGGAGUACUUCCACGGCGCGCUGCUGAAUCGUUUGGCCUUCCAGGACGGCGCUUUCCGAUGCACUGCUCGGGUGCUGCCUGGGGAGCCGCUGCUGGCGCUGCCUCUCUCGAAGUGCUGGACGGCCGAGACAGCGCGUCGUGGCGCAGAACUGUCUGGGCUGGACCCGGAGCUCCCGGACUCCGUGUGGUUGGCCCUGCACCUGUUGCAGAAGCGACCUGCGCUGGCAGAGAAGGGCCAGCCAGGCCUCCUGCUUUGGGACGACACCGAGCUCUCAGAGCUGACUGGCAGCCUGUGGCUCCCAUCGGCGAGACUAGGGCGGGAAGAUAUCAUCGCAGAGUACCAUGAGCUGGUAGAAGUGAUUGAUGCUGCGGUGCUUGGCCAGCUCGGGGUGACAGAGGAGAGCUACCUUUGGGCGCAGGCGACGAAGGAAAGGUGCUCUUUGCACUUCCUGGACGCUGACAGUAACCCCGUAGACAUCCUCUUGCCCGCGCUGACGUUACUGGAAUCCAACCAGGUGCACGAUCCGGAGUUUGCUGCAGGCUUGGCGCGGCUGGAGGUCUCCCCAGAGGCCAUCGGGCCGCUUGUCACGAAAGUCGCCCAGGAGGAGAAGGAGCAACUGCUGGUCUUCUAUGCGCCAGAGGCUUUUGAGGCCGGAGCUCCUGUCUACCUCUGCCAUGGCGGCCUGGCGGCCUGCCAUGGUCGCGUGCUGCUGGAGCGUGGCAAGGUUAGCUGGGGCUGCUUGGAACUGGCCAUGGAGCUACCGGUGCAGCCAAGCAAGGAGCUGAAAGAGAAGGCAGCCGCCUUGCAGCCUGAUCCGCCAGCACCGGGGGAGUUUUUGCCCACGGAGGUGCUGGCGGGCUGGACCCCGGCCUUGCUCGAGGAGGAGCAGAAGACGCUGAAGCUGAAUGUGAGGUUUUCGAAGCAGCGGCCCGUGCCCCGGCGCGAGCUGGAGCUGCUGCAGGCGGCGCUUGGUGGAGGCCGCGCAAAGGAGGCGCUGUUACACGGCUUGCGAUCGAUUGAAGAGCUCUACGUGGAUUCCAAGGAGGCGGAAACGCCGCGCCGGAAGCUGGCCCGCGCUUUGAUACAGGAGGAGAAGCAGCUUCUGGGCUUCGCCAAGGCGGCGCUGGAAGACCCAGCCGCAGGUUUUGGCGGUGCGCCAAGCCGCGCGCCUGGCGCGAGCGAGACGGACGCCAGCGGCAAGAUGGAGGUGGCGCUGCUGCGGCUGGAAGGCACCACCUGCGCCCUGCGUCGCAUAACUGCGGUAUUUGCCGCCCUGCCCUGUGAUGCAGAGGCCGGGCCGCUGAUGCAGGAGCUGCAGGCGCUGCGAGCAGCGCUGGCAGGCUUCCCUGAGGGCAACCCGGAGUCCGUAUACAUGAGGCCCGUGGCACACACCAGUGAUCCGGCUCUGGCUGCGCACGGGGAGGCCACGGAGGCGGUUCUCCGAGCGCGCCUGGCCGCGUGCUGCUGGGAGAUUUCUAAGCUGGCUGCGGAGAGGGCGGAACCGGUGCUGAUGGCAGGUGUUCUGGGCGAGGCUGCCGUGAUGCACUUGCGGCUGCUGGAGUUCCAAGAGGCGCACGAGAAGCUGCAGCUGAGCUUGGCAGCGUCUUACAACGACAGGGCCUUUCGACUCGAGCGAUGGUGCCAAAUGACGUUGGCCUGCCAUGCCGGCCUGUGUGUCUCUGGCGACGGCUGGGCCGAGGCUGUGCGCUCGGUGGGCGAACAGCUGCAGGAACGGCUGCGACGUGCUGGCUACACCGAGGCAGCGCUACCUGAGGCCGCCGGGGUGCCUUCUAUCUUGCACCUGGUCUCAAGCCGCGGGUAUGAGCUGGAAUGCCAGAUGCAGGAGCGAGGCAGUCCGCAAGACCUGGUGGACAUGAUCCGGCUCUGGGUGCUGCGCCGCUUCAUGCCUCAGGACCGCGUCCGCGAGCUGCUGGGGCCUGAGCUGCUCUCCGGGCUGCUGCGGCUGCAAGUGCUCGCAGCGCUGCGCGUCCCCGACGAUGACUCGCCGCUCGUCUUCUCCACGGUGGCGCUCUGGCCUCUGGAGGGCCUUCUGGUGGCCACGGACUAUGGGGACAUCCCCUACGACGUGGGCGAAUUUGAGCCGGUGAUGUACCUGUCCCUGGACUCCUACGCUCUGAUCGCUGCGGCGCCCCGGCGGGCGGCCGAGCGGGUUCUGGACGUGUGCUGCGGCAGCGGCGUGCAGGGCAUGGUGGCGCUGAGCUAUGCGCGGGAGGUGACCUUCGUAGAUGUCAACGAGAGGGCUCUGAGCUUCAGUCGCUUCAACUGCGCGCUCAACGGCCUCUACGACCGCGCCAGCUUCGUGCGGGCCAGCGUGGAAGACCUCAGCGAGCUGGAGCCACCGUUCCAGGUGAUCCUCGCCAACCCGCCGUUCGUGCCAAAUCCAGAUGGGGCUGCGACGGCGGCAGGGCCCCUCUACUCUGGCGGUGGCUCGGAUGGAGAGAUGGUGCACCGUGCGUUGCUGCAGAAGGCAGGGCAACUGCUGGCUCCUGGCGGCCUGCUGUGCACAGUGGCAGAGGUGCCGAACCCUGAGAAGCUCGCAGACCGAGUGGUGGAGUGGAUUGGUGAGGUUUCAGCUAUGGUCAAGAUCUUCUUGGGUGAUCCCGCGGCAGCCGAGAAUUACUGGAAGGUUGCCACGCAGGAGCGUUCGGCACUGGAGCGCAGUCGUUACCUGCGGGGCUUGCAGCGCCUGAACAUCUCCUCGGUGGCACAGGCGCUGGUUCUGCUGCGCAAGGAUGGCACCUCCACCGUAGAGGUGACCACCCGCUCGCAGCUUUGGUCGGAUGAUGCAUAUUUACGGGGCCACGUGGCCAGUUCCAUUCUGCCCAAGAAAGCGGGCUACUUGUAGAGAAGAGGAAGGCAGUGGUGCUGGAGGACGUGCCCUGAUGGGAUCCUCAGGCAGUCCAAGACCAGUGGCCGGCCAUGCGCCGGGACCGUGGAGGAGUCAGAGGGCCAGGAGCUUCUGAGUUGUGGAUGCCGUAUUUCGUCCCACUUUCUGGGCCAAAGAGAGGCCGCAGCGAGCUUGAAGGCAAGCUUCGUUCAAGUCCCAGUGAACG